Linderina pennispora is the source of this 573-nucleotide messenger RNA. RefSeq lists its product as uncharacterized. The transcript has a single exon. The coding region runs from base 102 to 395 and encodes 97 amino acids. The record is from RefSeq and is a predicted model, not a curated record. NCBI's taxonomy places the organism in Eukaryota, Fungi, Kickxellomycota, Kickxellomycetes, Kickxellales, Kickxellaceae.
CCGCUUAGAGCCAUCACUCCAACAAUAUCAUUUUUCCAAAGCACACUCAAGGAGACCACUAUUUGCAAAUUACUUGCUGCUGUGGUCGACAGUGAGUCGUAAUGGAGAUAUGGAGCGAUUCGGUGCCCACCGUUGUAUUUCUCUUUCGAAGCCCGUUAUCUACAUUAACCAUAUACCUCAUCAUCGUACCCACUGUCUUCUACCCUUUUAUUGUGAUGUACCUGAGAGCAAUAACUUCAGACUGGUUCCAACACAGCAAUCAUUCACUGCACACCCCAUUUCUAGUGGCUGGUAUGGUUGCUUAUUCGCACACGUCAGUCACUAAGCAGCCGCUAUCAGCCAACCACGGACCAAGCACAGACAUGGUACGAGGAACCGAGCACCGAGAAUCGUAGCACCGACCCGGCUCCAUUUGCUCAUAUAGCGCACAGUCUGUAUUACAAGCUGAGGUGAAUGUUUUCAUUAUCCUGCAAUAGAUGCAGCUGAUAAGAGAUGCAAUUGAUAACACAUCAGUGCACACCUUGUAUACAUACCGUCACCAUUUGACGAAGCAGCAAUAAAGCUAUGUAGGGU